AUGGCUACCGAAAAGAAACAAUCCACUUUCCUUAUCGACUUCCUUAUGGGUGGUGUCUCCGCCGCCAUCUCUAAGACCGCUGCUGCUCCAAUUGAGCGUGUCAAGUUGUUGAUCCAAAACCAGGAUGAGAUGAUCAAGCAAGGCCGUCUUGCUAAGCGUUACGACGGUAUUGCCGACUGUUUCAGAAGAACUGCCGGUGAGGAGGGUGUUGUUUCCUUCUGGAGAGGUAACACCGCCAACGUUAUCCGUUACUUCCCAACCCAAGCUUUGAACUUUGCUUUCAAGGACAAGUUCAAAGCCAUGUUCGGUUUCAAGAAGGAGGAGGGUUACUGGAAAUGGUUUGCCGGUAACUUGGCCUCUGGUGGUCUUGCCGGUGGUUCCUCCCUUUUGUUCGUCUACUCUUUGGAUUACGCCAGAACCAGAUUGGCCAACGAUGCCAAGUCUGCUAAGGGUAACGGUGAGAGAGAGUUCAACGGUUUGUUGGAUGUUUACAAGAAGACCUUGGCUUCUGACGGUAUUGCCGGUUUGUACAGAGGUUUCUUGCCAUCCGUUGUCGGUAUUGUUGUCUACAGAGGUUUGUACUUCGGUUUGUACGACUCCUUGAAGCCAGUCUUGUUGACCGGUUCUUUGGAGAACAACUUCUUGGCUGCUUUCUUGUUGGGUUGGGUUGUCACCACCGGUGCCUCCACCGCUUCUUACCCACUGGACACUGUUAGAAGAAGAAUGAUGAUGACCUCUGGUCAAGCUGUUAAGUACAACGGUGCCUUCGACGCUUUCAGAAAGAUUGUUGCUGCUGAGGGUGUCAAGUCCUUGUUCAAGGGUUGUGGUGCUAACAUCUUGAGAGGUGUCGCCGGUGCCGGUGUUAUCUCCUUGUACGACCAAUUGCAAGUCAUCUUGUUCGGUAAGAAGUUCAAAUAAACUACUUAACCUGAAUUAGAUUGAAUCUAGAUACUCUUACGGUUAA
Molecule: messenger RNA, 964 nt
Organism: Williopsis jadinii
Lineage: Eukaryota; Fungi; Ascomycota; Saccharomycetes; Phaffomycetales; Wickerhamomycetaceae
Gene: PET9
Product: ADP/ATP carrier protein PET9
Exons: 1
Coding region: 1-918 (305 amino acids)
Biological process (GO): mitochondrial ADP transmembrane transport; mitochondrial ATP transmembrane transport
Cellular component (GO): mitochondrial inner membrane
Molecular function (GO): ATP:ADP antiporter activity
Source: RefSeq, a predicted model, not a curated record